This is a messenger RNA of Amyelois transitella, 2620 nucleotides long. RefSeq lists its product as uncharacterized. The coding region runs from base 1 to 2298 and encodes 765 amino acids. The transcript is spliced from 6 exons. Lineage: Eukaryota; Metazoa; Arthropoda; Insecta; Lepidoptera; Pyralidae. The record is from RefSeq and is a predicted model, not a curated record.
AUGAUAUAUCAAGUUUUACUCGUAUGCUUAUUAGUUACUGUGGACACUCGUAGUGUAGAUAAAGUGAAUGAAAAUAAUGUGACGAAACGUGAGGCGAGUGGUGAAUUCUUUCCGGACUGGGUGCCUUUUAAAAACAAAAAUGGAGAUGAACUAGGAGAGUUCGUGCAAGUUGAAACUAAGAAGAAACCAAAGAAAAGGUUAGCUCAUCCAAUUAAUUUUAAGCUGAAAGCAGCCGCUCCUGAUGAUUAUGAUGAUUUUGGGGCCGGGAGCGUUGAUGGUGAAGGAGAUGAUUUUGAAAAAAAAGAAUGGUCAGACCUCUCUCGAACAGGAGCCAACAUAAAUCGGGUAGAUGUCAAUCAUACUGAUUUAUCUGAUAUAGAUGGUCUUGUUAACAUUAUAACACAACCUAAGCCCGAUUUAUUAAAUCUUAUAAAGGAGAAUACUAAGCCUGUAACGGUUACAAGCAAACCGGAGCAAACGACAAAAUAUGAAGAAGAUGACUAUUUGGAUCAUGCAGUAGAAAGUAUAACACAAAAGACAGAAAAUUAUGAAAAGGAAACCAAAGAUAAAGGACAUAAAAAAGAAGCAACAACUAAAAGUCCAGAUGACGAAGAUUAUGAAGAUGAAAAGAAACAAAAAGAAAAACAAGCGCAAGUGGAACUAGAACGUAAAGAGAGUGAAGCACGAAAGGCUCUUAUUCUAAGCGCCGUUGAUGAGCUAAAAGCUCGACAUGAAGCCGAACAGAGGAUAUUAUCUGAAAAUGCCAAAGAAGAAGAGAUUUUUAAAGAACAACACGAAAAUGAUAAAAUUGCCUCCGAUUUAGACCGUGACAAAUACGACGGUAGAAAUUUCAAAUUGAAAAACUAUGACGACUACGAGGACGCUGUUGGAAGUUCUACAUAUGAUAAAUACAAAAUUAAUUUAGAAACGACAACUGAAAAAAUUACAACAACAUCACAACGCCCAACUCGUAGACCUAAGAAAACCAAAAAGAACAAAAAGAAAACUAAAAGUGAGAAAUUAACUAUUCUGCAAAAUCCCAAGAGAAUAUCUGUAUUCAAUCAUCCUGAAGCUUACAUGUUGCAAGACGAAGAUUCCGCAACGCGUAGAACGAAAACCAACCCUAAAAGAACAACCGUAAAUCCCAAAAUACGGGAAACUGGAAAAUUCUCGUCCAAAUAUGCAAUAUCGUCACCUAUUACGAUAAAACGUGACGAAUCUGUACGAAUAUCGUUAGUGCCAGAAUCUAAUGACACUGAAGGCUCACCUACUUUGUUCUUUCCCCAAACAAAAAGUAAACGGAAGAAGAAGAGAGGCAGAAACAGCACUCCAAGCCCUGAUUCAACUGUAGCUGAAACUGUUGAGUCUAAAACGGCAAAAAAUUGGAAUCCGUUUGAAUUAGAAUUGCCAGUAUCUAACGUCACUGUUAAUAAUACAGUACAGACUCGUAAGGCAACUGACACGACUGGAUCUGAUACAAUAAUUAUUGAUAGCACCAGUGUAACACCGUCGGGAACAGAUGCCCUCUCAACGAAUUCUGACACGAUCACAGAUGUGGUAGCAGCGUCCACUAACAAGAAACAUGAGAAAGACAGUGGGAAUUUCGCGCACAAAAAAGGUGGCGGGAGGGAGUACAGUUCGUCGCAUGAAGAAGUGCAUGGAGAGCAUGGAAAAAAGGCAUAUGAGGGGAAGCACGAAGAGACCAAGCAAGCCAAAGGUCACCACGACAAAGAAGACCACUCAGGGGAGUACAUCGACAAGGCAGGAACUGACAAGCAGCAUCAUGACGAGUCCAAACACUACGGAGCCCACCAUCACGAGGAGCAUGGCAAGAAACACGCUAAGUACGAGGAAUCCGGCAAACAUUCAAAAGGGCACAGCACAAAAGGCAGUCACGACAUCCACAAGAAAGAAGAAUACGAGAAAAGAGUUGAAUUCUUCGAAGAAGAUGGAGAUUCAUCUGAAGAAGAAAAACACGGUGGCUACAACCACGAGCGGGGUCAUGCAUCGGGCGGCAACUUCAAGAAAGGCAAAUUGGAAGCUGGUCACCAUGGUCACGACAAGGGCGACACCGGUCACCACGCACGCGGCGGUCAUGCCCACGGUCACAAGGGUCACAAACUGGCCGAAGGUCACGACAGUCACGGACGCCACCACCAGGCCCACUACCAGAAAGCUGGAAAGCAAUCAGGGAAAAAGUGGGGUUACGUUCAUACCGCCCCAGGAAAGGUCGCGAAUCUUAUUGCAAUUGAUCGCAGAGCUGACCAAUACUACGCUGGCCCGCAAUAUUACGGAUGAUUUGACUGAACAUUGAUUGACUGAUUGACUGAUUGGUAUCUUGGCCUUCUCUGUGUGUGAGUUUACAAGUAAUUUUAUGUCAAGAAUUUGUUUGAACUUGGGUUGACUACUUUAGAAUUCACCUUGCUUACCAUCAGGAGAAUUGAAGUCGAAUGUUGUGUGAGUUUCAGAUAAAAUCCAUGUUCAGAAUUUUUUUCUUUCAGAAAAAAGAAUGUUUGAUGACAUUUUGGAAAAAUAAAAAAAAACUAUAUAUUCAUUUAAAAAUAGAUUUACAAAUGUUCAGAAUUUUUGAUGACAUUUUGCAAAAUUGCUAAUGCUGAUA